Messenger RNA from Drosophila elegans, 3270 nucleotides. RefSeq names its product titin. The coding region runs from base 246 to 3014 and encodes 922 amino acids. The record is from RefSeq and is a predicted model, not a curated record. The transcript has 3 exons. Gene Ontology annotation, molecular function: chitin binding. Gene Ontology annotation, cellular component: extracellular region. Lineage: Eukaryota; Metazoa; Arthropoda; Insecta; Diptera; Drosophilidae.
ACGGUCGCAGUUAGUAUUUUCCAGCCAACGGUGCCUCACAGGUGUGCAAAGAGUCCGCAGUGCGAGUGCAAGCUUUGGUUUUACUUGAACCCCAUAAAUAAGCCUGGAUAUCGAAUUGGAUUAAACAGAACCCACACUAACUUCGUAAAAAUCAAACCAAAAAGAAAAAGUCCCUGGAUUAUCGAAUGUUUAUAGUGCCCAGUGAUAUAUAUAGUGACCAUAGCUAAUCUAAACUGUUUGUGAAAAUGUGGACAACCGUGUGCUUGCUGCUCGUACUGAUGGCAACCUGCAGUGCAGGACCACUAAGUAGCCACCAGAAAAGAAAAGCCACUGUGACUCGUGAGGACCCUGUGCCUGCUGAGGUGGAAAUGCCGGAGCAGACCGAAACGGAGGCUGAAUCAGCUCCGGCGGAGGCUUCUUCCCUGGGAACCCUCACCCUACCCAGCAAUGCCACCUCCAUUCGGUCGGACAUCACGGAUAACUUCUCGUGUGCCAACAAGACGUAUGGUUACUACGCGGAUGUGGAGAACGAUUGCCAGAUCUUCCAUGUUUGCCUGCCGGUUACCUAUGCCGAUGGCCGGGAAAACACCUUCCGCUGGAGUUUCAUCUGCCCCGAGGAGACCAUCUUCAGUCAGGAAUCUUUCACAUGCAUGCGUCGCGAGGACAUGACCAUCGAGUGCUCAGAUAGCUCUAGGUACUACGAACUGAAUGGCAACUUUGGUGCUCCUGUGGAGGAGGAGAGCAAGCCCACUCCUAUGGAGAGUGAGCAGCCUGAAAAGGAAGAGGUGGAGUCCGAAUCCAAGCCAGAACCUGAGGCGGAGCCAGAGGUUCCGGCUGAGGAACCUGAGGUUCAGACCGCCAAGCCCGUGAAGCCAGUCAAGGUGCAGAAACCCAAACCAAACCGCAGGAAGCCUCAACCCCAAAGAAAGGUUCCCGUACCAGUAACAGCUGCUCCUGAAAUGGAGGCUGCUCCGGAACAAGUAGCUUUUGCAGAAGUGGAGUCCAAGCCCAUUAAGCCACAGCGUUUUACCAUUCGACCAAACAAGGAGAGACCCCAGGCGUUUAAACCAGCCAUUGCUGCUCCACCCAUGCGUAAUGAACUCUUCAAUGGCCUUCGCAAACGUCCAGCGAUAUUCAACAAGCCAACUACCAUAAAACCGGUGGAGGAAGUGGUGGAAAGUGAACCGGCAGUGACCGAAGCUGUGGUCCAACUCAGCGAGCCCCAACCCACACUCAAACUGCAAACUCUGUUUGCCGAGCCCGAAGUGAUUCCUGUGGAAAUCCAUGAGCCAGAGGUUCAGGCUUCCGAGCCAGCUGUUACUUUUGUUCAGCCGGAGGCUGUAGUUGAAGAAAUGGCCCCCACAAAGGUCCAGAUUGAUAGCAAGAUCGAGGAUAUGAAGCCCAUAGAAGCUUUUGAAGAGAUUCCAGCUGUUAUUGUGGAAAGUUUGGAUGAAUCAAAGCCUCAGGAAAGCGAGCAGGAAGAAACUAAGAUAACUGAAGAGGUUAAGCCAGAAGAAGAUACCAAGCCAGUGGAAGAUAUCAAGCCCGAAGGAGAAAUCAAGACAGAUGAAGAGAUCAAACCAGAGGAUGAGAUCAAACCAGAAGUAGAAACUAAACUGGAAGAAGAAAUCAAACCAGAGGAAGAAAUCAAACCAGAGCAAGAAAUCAAACUAGAAGAAGAAAUCAAACCAGUGGAAGAGAUCAAACUAAAAGAGGAAAUUAAAGCCGAAGAUGAUCCCGAAGUUCCAGCCAAGGUAGAGGAAAUCCAUGAGGUUAUGUCCGAUCAAAUAAAAUCAGAACCAACUAUUAUGGAAACAAGCAAUUCCCAUGAAGAAUCCCUGAGUCUUGAAACUUUAGAAGCAGCCAAGCCAGCAGAUGCACCCGAAAGUAUGCCAGCCACUCCCGAAAUGGAGCAACAUAGUCCACUGGUGGAGGAAAUCCUAGAUAAUAACCAUGAUGGAGAGGCACAGGAAUCCCUGGGCGGUUUCAAGCCAGUAGAUCCUGUGAUGGCCGCCGAGGCCGAACAACUGAUUACCGACUUUCUUAAUACACUCAAAAAGAACGAAGAGAAACCAGAGACUUACAUGGCAGUGGAUAAUGCGGAUGUGUCCAUUGAGGAGGCCAAGUUGCCAGAGCCCGAAAUUGUGGACAAAAAUGCCUCAGUUGAGGAGCAACUGCUGGAGGAAACGGAGGAUCAGAAGUCUCAGAAGCCGCAGAUGAUGCAGGAUUCUCCUAUUAUAAAUAUUAUGCAGGUGCAGCAUAUGCCCAUGGACUAUCAGAUCCCGGUGAAGGUGAUUCCCAUGGAAGUUCAGCCUGUUUCCGCAAUCUCUGAGGGCUUAGAGGUUGCCAAGGAAAAUGAUCCUCAGGAAACUGCUGCCGAGGAAAUCAAGGAAAGUGCUCCUGAAGAAAUCAAGGAUUCAGCUCCUGAGGAAGACAAGGAAAUACCUAGCGAAAAUAUUCAGGAUAUACCUGUGGAGAUACUAAAAGAAACUUCUGAGGAAAUCAAGGAAACUUCACCUGAAGAAAUGAAGGAGUUUGUUCAAGAAUCCCAAGAUGAGCUGGUGGCCAAACCAGAAGAAACUCAACUAAAUGAUGACCAGCAAGAGAGUCUAGUCACCGCUUCCUACAUGCCCUCGAUCAGCAUCGAUGACAUUGUGGAGCUGGUCAAAGAACGCCUGGAUCAGACGCCCAAGAAGGAUCAGAUGGCUCCCAUGGAGCUGAUCCUUACGCCAGGAGCAUCCGAGCCCAUGACUCUGGUUCAGAGUAACACGGAGCAAACGGAGCAGGCGGAGCAGGAAUCCCAGCCAGAGGAGGAGAGGGAGGAGCUCAUUCUGCCGAUCUACAAGCGCAUCGCCGCCGCUGAACCCGCCAUGUCCAAGGUGCAAACGCUGCCGGUAACGGUGAGCAAGGUGGAAACGGAAGCUCAGCCGGAAACUGAAUCCCAAUCAGAAGUCCGGGAACCCAAAAUGGAUGCUCGCAAGCGUCGUUUUCUAUUCCGUGCCGAUGCCAGUUAAAGAGAACAAGUGAGAGAAUGAUACAGAGGGAUCGAUAGCAAUCCUGGCGAGGAUCAGACUCCUCCCACUUAGCCCGAACCGGAACCCCGUUCACCUCCUAGUUCCCCCCAAAACGCUAUCCCACUCAUUUGCACCUAGGCAAGUUUAAUUUAAUAAUUUUUUGAUUUCCUAGUUUUAUGGCCAUUUCUUAAAGGAAAAACGUGCACGAGAGUUGAAAUUUAAGUUUAGAAAUUGUUGUUCCAACGAGUUAAAGAAA